Molecule: messenger RNA, 1299 nt
Organism: Ricinus communis (castor bean)
Lineage: Eukaryota; Viridiplantae; Streptophyta; Magnoliopsida; Malpighiales; Euphorbiaceae
Product: prohibitin-1, mitochondrial
Exons: 6
Coding region: 185-1057 (290 amino acids)
Biological process (GO): mitochondrion organization
Cellular component (GO): membrane; mitochondrion
Source: RefSeq, a predicted model, not a curated record
AAUUUUAAUGCAAAAAGGCCCGAAGCCUUUGUAAAACCCUAUUAUUCUUCUAGACCUUUCUCAUUUCUCGUCUCCUUCGAAGGCUUCUAAACCCUAAACCCCUUCUCCUCUUUCUCUGUUCUUCGAAGAAGACUGCAAGUUUCCCCUGAUUGACAUUGCGAUUCUGUACUCAGCUUUUGGGAAGAUGAAUUUCAACAAUGUGAAAGUUCCUAAGGUGCCAGGUGGUGGUGCGGCUUCCUCUUUGAUUAAGCUUAGUGCUAUUGGUGGGCUUGUUGUGUAUGCAGCUGCUAACAGCCUUUACAAUGUUGAUGGUGGACACAGGGCCAUCAUGUUUAACCGUUUAGUUGGUGUUAAAGACAAGGUUUAUCCCGAGGGGACACACUUUAUGGUUCCAUGGUUUGAACGCCCAGUCAUUUAUGAUGUUCGGGCACGACCUCACUUGGUAGAGAGUACAUCCGGGAGCCGUGAUCUCCAGAUGGUUAAGAUUGGGCUUCGAGUUCUUACUCGUCCUGUGGCAAACGAAUUACCUACAAUUUAUCGCACCCUUGGUGAAAAUUAUAAUGAAAGAGUUCUGCCUUCUAUUAUUCAUGAAACAUUGAAAGCUGUGGUUGCUCAGUAUAAUGCAAGUCAACUCAUUACUCAAAGAGAGGCUGUUAGUAGAGAAAUACGGAAAAUUUUGACAGAGAGGGCAGCCAAUUUUAACCUGGCGCUAGAUGAUGUGUCCAUAACGACCUUGACUUUUGGGAAAGAAUUUACAGCUGCAAUUGAAGCCAAACAGGUGGCGGCACAGGAAGCUGAGAGGGCUAAAUUUAUUGUGGAAAAAGCCGAACAAGACAAGAAAAGUGCUGUUAUCAGAGCAGAGGGAGAAGCUACUAGUGCCCAGCUAAUAGGUCAGGCCAUUGCCAAUAAUCCUGCAUUUAUUACACUUAGGAAGAUUGAAGCUGCUAGAGAAAUUGCACAUACAAUUGCAAAUUCAGCCAACAAGGUUUUCCUCAAUUCUGAAGAUUUGCUACUGAACCUUCAGAAGAUGGAGUUAGAAGUCCAUCCCAAGAAAUAGACAUCUCUUUCUGUAAUGCUUUUCUUCAGAGAACAGUCAAUUGGGAGUUUGUCCUGAAAACUAAAUGCAGUAAAUGUAGGGGGAAGAAAUUAUCCUGUCCAUUCUUCUUUUGGUAGAUGUGUUUUUUUUUCGCAAACAUGGGAUUAAAUAUGGCUUAAGAGACUACUGUCGAGUGAGAUGCACAGUUACCUUGGGGAAUUCUGGAAUUUUUGAUUGGAAUGCACAAUUAGUUGGAUGUUUUA